UUUGUAAUCAGAAACUAUCCUCUCUCUCUCUCUCUCUCCUCCCAAUUACCUUUCUCUCCGUCAACUGAUUGGGAAAUGGUGUCGCCGGAGAAUACCAAUUGGCUCUACGAUUACGGGGUCGAAGAUAUCACUGCUCCUGAUGCAAAUUUCUCGGGUUUGGCUACCGGGUUCAGCUGGCCUGUGCAGCCCUUGAAUGGUUCAUCCACUGUCAGUCCUGAACUUGAUGGAUCAUUUGGGGAUUCUGAUGGCACAAAGGAUGCUGGCUCCAAAAAACGACCAAGAGCUGAAUCAUGCACCGCAACAAGUUCCAAAGCAUGCAGGGAGAAGCUGCGAAGGGAUAAGCUAAAUGACAAGUUCAUGGAAUUGGGUGCACUCCUUGAGCCAGGCAGGCCCCCUAAAACAGACAAAUCUGCUAUCCUAAUUGAUGCUGUACGUGUGGUAACACAGCUCCGUGAUGAAGCUCAGAAGCUGAAAGACUCAAAUUCGAAUCUGCAGGAGAAAAUAAAAGAGUUGAAGACCGAGAAAAAUGAACUUCGAGAUGAGAAACAGAGGCUUAAGGCUGAGAAAGAUAAGCUAGAGCAACAACUGAAGACCAUGAACACGCAACCUGCUCUCCUGUCUCCUGCCAUGCCGGCAGCUGCAUUUGCUGCUCAAGGCCACACCCCGGGAACUAAGGUGGUGCCGGUGAUUAGCUACCCCGGAGUAGCCAUGUGGCAGUUCUUGCCGCCUGCUGCUGUUGACACCUCACAGGACCAUGUACUCCGACCUCCAGUGGCUUAAUCUUGGCAGCUAAGCCUGUAACAGUUGGGUUCACUUUGUGUUUUAGUUGUCCAUUGAUUUUGUUAUUGCCCAUUUUCUAUGUAACUUUUAGGUUUAAUACUUGAAACUUUAUUCCAUGGAUGGUGUAAGAUCCUACAAUCUUACUUAUCCAAAAAAAAAAAAAAAGGGAAAAAAAAACUCAAGACUCUGUGAUCUUCAAACUAAGGAGUUAUGGUGGUUUUAUUUGUAAAUGUCAACAGCCUAACCCUCA
Ipomoea triloba (trilobed morning glory) is the source of this 1030-nucleotide messenger RNA. Its product is annotated as transcription factor ILR3-like. The transcript is spliced from 5 exons. The coding region runs from base 76 to 780 and encodes 234 amino acids. Lineage: Eukaryota; Viridiplantae; Streptophyta; Magnoliopsida; Solanales; Convolvulaceae. The record is from RefSeq and is a predicted model, not a curated record. Gene Ontology annotation, biological process: regulation of DNA-templated transcription; intracellular iron ion homeostasis. Gene Ontology annotation, molecular function: protein dimerization activity; DNA-binding transcription factor activity.